CGUGUCGUCACUUCGCGUUGCAUCAUGGACGCGUCGGCCAUUUUACACAUCACAAGACUUUGAUCGAAGCUGGUCAUAAUGAAAUAAUCGGCUGUAGCACUUUGUAACCCCGAUGAAAUGCCUACAUGAGGGUUACGGAACCAUUUGCACAGGUGGGCUUGAAUGCAGAGCUUGUAUGAAGAACUGUGAGUGAAUUUUAGGCCAGCAAUGGGCAAACGGAAGGUGCCAGAUCUCUACAGAGCCCCCUUUCCCCUGUACUCCAUAAAAGUCGACCCUAAAGCAGGACUAGUGGUGAUAGCAGGAGGAGGGGGGCCUUCCAAUACUGGCAUCAAGAAUAGUGUGCACUUCCUGGAGCUGCAGUUGGUUGGAGAAAGCCAGUACAGUGCCAGCCUGCUUCACUCACACGACACUGACACGCGUGCCACCAUGAAUUUGGCGUUAGGCGAUGGGGUGAUAGCUGCAGGUCAAGAUGGAACAUGCUCUUUGAUGAAAGUUGAUGACUGCACACAGAAAAGUGAAGGCAAGGCUGCUGCUAAUGAUGAAAACAACGUGCAAAAAGGUAAUGCCAGGCAACGAGGUGGGAAGAGAAACAAAGUUGAAAAGGACGUGGCUGCUGUCUCUGGGUCUGAUACGAAGGAUGAGACAACACACAUCUCUGUGACAGAACUGGCUGAACUGCAGUCAGAUCUGAACCCUGUGGACCCACUCCAAAAGGUGGUCAGAUUUAGUCAUGACCUGAGCUUGCUCCUGACAGGAGGCACAGACGGACACAUCAGAGUUUGGGAGUUUCCAUCCCUAAAGAAAAAGCUUGACUUCAAAGCGCAUGAAGGGGAAAUAGAAGACCUGGAUCUGAGCUCAGGAAACAAGCACCUGGUAACUGUUGGCAGAGAUUUUGCUUGCAGUGUAUGGCGCAACAACCAACAAGUUAUGGCUCUUAAAUGGCAUGAAACCAUGCCUCAGAUAGCUGAAAAGACAUAUCGGUAUUUGGCUUGCAGAUUCGGAAAGGUAGAAGACCAAAAAGAUGCACUGAGGCUUUACACAGUUCAAAUCCCGCAUAAACGAGACCGAAAACCUCCACCGUGUUACCUCACUAAGUGGGACGGCAAAAGCUUCCUGCCCAUGUUGACAGCUCCCUGUGGGGCAGAGGUCAUCUCAAGCCUUGCUGUCAGUGACUCUGGAACAUUUCUUGGACUGGGAACAGUAACAGGAUCAGUAGCGAUCUACAUUGCUUUCUCCCUUCAGAGGUUGUAUUACGUGAAGGAAUCCCAUGCGAUUGUUGUGACAGACCUGGCGUUCCUGCCCGACGCAUUCAAAGGCCAAAAUAUCAAAGGAAACAAUGAAACUGUCAUGUUGAGUGUGGCUGUCGACAGCCGCUGUCAGCUACAUGCUGUCCACAACCAAAGAACAUUUCCCUUCUGGUUGGUGAUGUUCUUCUGUGGACUUGUGGUGGUGGGAAUUGUCCUGCUCCUCCAGUAUCUCUUCCCAGGCUUUUUUUGAAUUUUCUGCAUUCGCACAGGUUAUUCAUGAGGAGCUUGCGCACAUGCUUUGCAGGCCGAUCUAUCCAACACAUCCAAAUCCACCAGUGCUGCACCACUGACUUUAAACUGCUUUUAUGGUGCCGACAUCUCCCUAUGUGCCUACUCAGGGUUUUUUCCCCCAUCUCUGACAUGAUUGCAAAACAGAGACACCCAAAAUGGGAUUUUAAGUGUUUUGAUUAAUAUCAUUGGUCACCUCUCUUGGGAAUCAUGUUAAAGGUCACAUUGAAUAUUGAAAGUUCAAAGUAUCCCUCAUAAAAUAUUUCUAAUCAACAUAACGACAAAUAAUCGAUAUAUGUAUACAUAGACAUGUAUAUAUAGAAAUGUAAUAUUGACUAAAUAAUAUAAAUACACAGGUUUACAGCUACAAGAGAGCCCAUGUGUGUCAAAUCUAAUUUGUUUACUCUCAAGAGACCGCCAUUUAACUUUUAUACACUAGGGGGCAGCAUCGACCAGGGCAGCGUGCAUCUCUCAUCAAGGGCUGGUUGCAAAUGAAAUGUAUUCUGGGAUGUCUUUUUUUGUCUUUUUCCCCGACAAAUACUGGAUUGGUAAAUUAUAAAAAUAGAGCGUGUUUGUGUUUUAUUCACCACCACUAUUCAUGGUUGAACCUUGCCGCACAUUGGCUCUGUUACAUUGUUAUCAAUGAAACAAUGUUUGAUAUUUUGAAACAAAUUAAAAAUGUUAGAUGUUGCCAGAAUGAUUAAACCUGUCAUGUUGAAAUGAAUUUCAAAAAUUCCGACUGCAGAUGUAAAAAUGUGAAUAAAAGUUUCAAUGAUUUCAACUUC
Hippocampus comes (tiger tail seahorse) is the source of this 2320-nucleotide messenger RNA. It is a transcript of the gene preb, whose product is annotated as prolactin regulatory element binding. Gene Ontology annotation, cellular component: endoplasmic reticulum membrane. The coding region runs from base 208 to 1497 and encodes 429 amino acids. NCBI's taxonomy places the organism in Eukaryota, Metazoa, Chordata, Actinopteri, Syngnathiformes, Syngnathidae. The transcript has 10 exons. The record is from RefSeq and is a predicted model, not a curated record. Gene Ontology annotation, molecular function: protein binding; guanyl-nucleotide exchange factor activity. Gene Ontology annotation, biological process: endoplasmic reticulum to Golgi vesicle-mediated transport.